This is a messenger RNA of Larimichthys crocea (large yellow croaker), 2361 nucleotides long. It is a transcript of the gene agtr1b, whose product is annotated as angiotensin II receptor, type 1b. Lineage: Eukaryota; Metazoa; Chordata; Actinopteri; Sciaenidae. Gene Ontology annotation, biological process: positive regulation of cytosolic calcium ion concentration; immune response; calcium-mediated signaling. The transcript is spliced from 2 exons. Gene Ontology annotation, cellular component: external side of plasma membrane; membrane. The coding region runs from base 382 to 1467 and encodes 361 amino acids. The record is from RefSeq and is a predicted model, not a curated record. Gene Ontology annotation, molecular function: C-C chemokine binding; angiotensin type II receptor activity; C-C chemokine receptor activity.
AAGCAGUUGGCCACAGAGAGAGAUGGGCUAGGACAAUGCGUAGCUCCAAUAUAAUUCAUUCAUCACUCUAGUGUGUGUGUGUGUGUGUGUGUGUGAGAGAGCAUAGUAGGGGGGUGUGUGUCAGUGUGUGUGUGUGUGUCAGACGGUAUUCCUGCUCGUCUCGCUCCACCAGUUAAGUUAAAUCAGAGGCAGUCACUGGCACACUGCAGUGGUCUCUGUCUCUCUGUCCUGUCCUCCUCUGAAAGCAUCAACAACCUCCUGCUUCAGCGCCACAGGACUCGUGGAGGCCCUCGCCCAAGGCCUGUAUCAGUCACCACAGACGCACCCUGCCGACAGGGCCCCCUGUUUAAAAGUCUCAGGAUCUGGCACUAAAAAGGGAAAAUGAAGAACAUAACGGCAGGAGCGACAGAAGGGAUAGUUCUGACUUGCGGCAUGUCUGGAAUCCAUGAAUUCAUCUUCACCCUGGUACCCAUCGUCUACGGCUGUAUUUUUGUCAUCGGCAUUGUCGGAAACAGUAUGGUGGUGGCCAUCAUCUACUGCUACAUGAAGCUCAAGACGGUGGCCAACAUUUUUGUGCUCAAUCUUGCUAUCUCUGACCUUACCUUCCUGAUCACCCUACCCAUGUGGGCCACCUUCACUGCCACAGGCUAUCACUGGCCCUUUGGAGGAUUCCUGUGCAAGGCCAGUGCAGGCCUGGUGAUUUUUAACCUCUACACCAGCGUCUUCUUCCUCACAGCACUCAGCAUUGACCGUUACCUUGCCAUCGUUCAUCCAGUUCGAUCACGCAGGUUCCGCACUGUGUUGUAUGCACGCAUCACCUGCGUAGUGAUCUGGCUUUUCGCCUUUGUGCUUAGUGUGCCCACAGCACUGACCAGGGAUGUCCACCACAUCUCUAACACCACAGUGUGUGGCAUUCUGCAUCCUGAGAGCAUUGAAAAUGAAAGAGCAUUGAAAGAGCUCUUGCUGGCCAUCAGCCUGAUGAAAAGCCUGCUGGGCUUCCUGGUGCCCUUUGUCGUCAUCAUCACCUGUUACUGUCUCAUCGGACGGACACUUCUGGAGGCGAGACACAUCCAGAAAAGCUCCCGUUCCCGGGAUGACGAGGUGCUGCGCAUGCUUGCGGCAGCUGUCCUGGCCUUCUUCCUGUGCUGGGUGCCCCAUCAAGUGUUCCACUUCAUUCAAGUGCUCACCCAGCUGACCCAGCUGGACUGCGCCAUCCUGGAGAUCAUUGACACGGCCAUGCCCUUCACCAUCUGCAUCGCCUACUUCAACAGCUGCAUUAACCCUAUUGUGUACGGCUUUGUUGGGAACAACUUCCGCAAAAACUUACUGCGCCUGUUGCGCUGCUCACCAGGUGGAGCGACACAUCCUCACAUGAGCAUCAGCUCCAAGAUGAGCGCCCUCUCUUUUCGUACCUCUGAGGCUCUUAGCCUCACAGCCAAGAGUAAAGCCUCCUCUGACGUUAAGUGAGAAAAAAAUAAAGUAAUAGGGUACAAGUUCACUCUCCGCGCUCUUUUGGUCUGUGGUUAAGGGGCCGGGGAUGGAGACAUUCCAUGCUUUUAAAACCCCAACUGUAUUACCAAGCACUGAACCAUGCAGAGUGGUUGAAAUGUUGUAUUCAUGUCCCUCUCUCUUUCACUUACAGUAUCUGCAGAAUAAUUAUUCAUAAACCUUCACGUCACACAGCACUCACGCACAACACAAACAUAUGGUGAAGUAAAAAAGAAAAAUCCUUGAAUAAACUAUAUGAAUGGAGUAUUGCCCUGCAAUACGUAAUUACAGAUCGCUUAUCCCAUUAUUUAUAUAAGAUAUGCAUGUACUGCAAGAUUUUUUGUCGCCAUUUUGCCUUCAGGAUACAGUGCAGUAAUAUAUAGUCCAGUGUGUUCUGUGUGCUCAGCAGGUCUUUCACCAGUUAGAACAGUGAUCAAGUGCUCAGCAAAAAUGCCAAUGCUUAAAAAAAAAAAAAAAGCAACAACGAUGCAUGCUCUGCCAGCAGUUGUAUACAUGGAACAAUUGAAAAAGUGUAGCAAAAAUGUGAAUUUAUAUCAGUUAAUAAUAUACUUGACUAUGAUAACUAGCACCUGUAUACUGUAUGUGGUCCUGUCAAAUUAUGUACACCUUGUAAUCUAUAAAAAGUGCUUGCAUAAUAAGAUUGAAAUGCUGAAAUGUGUGCUAGCCUGGGAGUAACAUGCUGUCUAAAAAGGAGUGCUACACCAACACUCCAGGUAGGGUGAUCAUUGUCAAUAAUUUUGGUGGUUGUCUUUGUGGUAUUUAAACAUGUUGUACUACUCUGUAAGUGUACAGUUUGUGAAUAUAUAAAUAAGUUCAUUUUUCAUGUUUCUUUAUUAAAUCAUUAUAAAGAAA